GAUGGGAUCUCUGAAAUCGUUCGGUGUUUUAUUCAACCCUAUGAUGGAUUCUCUAGAGUGCAGUGCAGCUGAACUGGGGACUGUAAUCGGCAUGUCAAACAGUAUUGGUUUUAUCAUUGCACCAAUCACUGGGAAUCUUGCAAAGCGAUAUGGCAGCCGGGUGUGUGUAACGACCGGAGGGUUCUUGCUUUUUGUAGGAUACCUUGCCAGUGCGUUCACUUGGAACAUCUUCCAGUUAACCAUCACAUUGGGAAUAACAACAGGCCCGAUCGCCAUGGCCCCGUUGGAAGUACGACUCAUUGACUCCGAAUCCCCAGUUAGAAAACACGUUCCUACAUGAGCUUGUGCACAAAAAACACUACAGUUUUACAGUGGUUGCUUUAUGACCUGACAGGAAGGUACGACCUAGCCUUCGUCGUGCUUGGAAUCGUCAACAUUGUAAUGAUGGUACUCAUGCUGGUGGACGGCGUUAUUCAGCUAUGUUGUUUCCAAUAAUGUUUUAAUGAGUUUAUUUCAGUAACGCGUUUAUUUCAGUACAACAGUUGUCUUCAUUGGUGUUUUAGGCGUCACAAGCCACAUU
This is a messenger RNA of Asterias rubens (European starfish), 580 nucleotides long. RefSeq names its product monocarboxylate transporter 7-like. The record is from RefSeq and is a predicted model, not a curated record. Bases 2 to 340 code for a protein of 112 amino acids. Lineage: Eukaryota; Metazoa; Echinodermata; Asteroidea; Forcipulatida; Asteriidae. Gene Ontology annotation, molecular function: monocarboxylic acid transmembrane transporter activity. The transcript has 4 exons.